ACCAAGGGAGGUAUAAAAAGCUGAUGGAGGUAUGUUCUGGCCAUAUUUUUGUUGAUUAUGGGUAUUUGCACUAAUUAACCCCUAAUUAGUAAAUUUUGGCGGGAAAUGUCACAAAAAUCGACGGGAAUUACCAUUUGUAUAAAAUCAUCAGUACAUUCCAUGGUGUUUGUAACAAAAAUAACGUUGUUAUUAAUCAUUUUCAAAAAUGCUCGGUUAAUUCGGCGCUCAGGGGUAAUAUGAUUUUGUUAAUUCGGCGCUUUAAGGGUUAAUGGGGCACGUCAUCAUCGCGUACAUUUUGGAAAAACUCCCUAACGAGACCGGAGCAGACGGCUGAAAGUAGUUUACUUAUUGGCCGCUAGGGUACAGAAUGUACGUCGCUCACCCGAAUUUUUCACGCAACUAUAGCUAAAUAGAGCUAGUUCUAGUUUGUGAUUCAAUUUGAUACUUCAGAUUUGGGCAGUAGACCAAUAUAACUUAGUCGUCAGUGUGGUUUUAAGCUGGAAAAACGUAUUUGUUUUUCUUAAAGUGCCUUUUUUGGACGGGUGUGUGCGAUUGUUUUGUUUUUAUGUCACGUGACCUCGAUCAUGUCGACACAAAAUUGAAAUAAACCACCCUUUUCUGUCAUUAUUUAGGACGGAUAUUUCUCUGAUAAAAAUAUUAAUAAUUGGCCAAUUUCUUAGGCAUAUGAUGUAGCGAAUUCCCAUGAAGAUUUAAAUUAAUUUCAACCAAUGGGAUAGCAACCACCACCGGAAGAUCGCGGAGAAAUCGGUAAACUCAACGGAGUUAAUUCAGAAAAAUACCAAAAAAAAUUGUUUGUAGGAUAUACAAUCUCUCUUUAUUUCUCAUCAUUCAUUUACAUUAUCUACUCCCGCACACACGUGUAUCUUAAGAGCCCCUCCUAAAGGGGGGCUUAUAAACGUAAACAGAAUGAUGAAAAGGGAAAAUUAUAUGGUAAUUUCUCAUCUUGGUGGUGUAUGCUACAAUGUGGAACCAACUACACGGCUCGUCGAUGGUGUAGCAGGAGAUUUGCUUGACCAACUUUGAAAAUCGCGAGCCCGGGUCUCCUGGUCGUAUUCCUUAUUAUAUACCAAGCCACUUUGGUUACUCAACCCGCCGUUGGCGCGGUGGUCGGCAGGCUAUUCAUAGUAACAAGACCGAGGGAUUUCUCCACGUAAAAAUUACCUAGCUAACGGCCGUGAUUCCAAUACGGAGAACGUGAGUAACAUUUUAUUCAUUGAUUUAUUUGGAGGCCGAUGAGAUCUUUGUGAACUUUGUUCGUGUACAUAUGUUGUCGUAUUCGGAAUCGUGUAUAUUCGUAUUAUUCUAAACCACGUGAAUGGAUUCUGGAAGGAUCUAUUCAAUCAUAUCGUAAAUGUGGAGCUCGCCAAGCCAGGAUCGACAGCAAGUGGACUCAUAGAGAAUUGAAGAAACCAGGCUGUGUACCGUAGAGUCGUUUAAAUCAGCCGGUAUUCCUUGAACCUCACAAGUGUUUUGGCGUUCUCGAAACAUACUGCCGCCUUCAAGGGACCCUCCAAUCUUCGUGAUGACCCGGGUGCAGCAGCGAGGCUUCUCUACUCGAGUCCAUUGCUAUGUGACAAAGACGAUUUUUCGCCUGGGCCAGAAUAAGGAAUAAAGAUGCGGUGGAUACUAAAUUGCAGCCCAAAACAAUUUACGACUGUUAAUGAAGCCAUUGCCAACUUAAACCAACUGCAACCUGAACAAUCAAAGACUAAGAGUGAUGAUGACUCCAAGUGCUAUGAUAGUGACCCUCAGAUUGAUUUCGAGGUGCCUGCCAUGCCUGCCCCCGUAGCGCCCAGUCCCAAAUUAACAAGCAUUCGACUAACUAGGUCUGAAAUUUAUGUUGUCAGCAUUCCUCCAGCAGAAAUGGUUUCGAGGGGACAUCAAGUCCGGAUGCCAUAUCGGUCAAAGGAAACGCAGACCACUAAUUUUCAACCUGACCUCACCCACACUUCAGUGUCGAUCAUGGAGGUACCAAGUACGCCUGAAGCUGCAUCUACCCCUCAGCCAAUAUACAAGAGGAAGCGUUCUGAUUCAGUGAUGCCAACAAUAAGCGAGCAUCCUCAUCCCUGACCGAGGGCAUGUGUGCAGUUUCAGUGUCCAAGCUUUUGGAGCUGUUCCACAUCUGCUACAACUGCGGCUCAAUGGUGACCAUCACACAGUCAUGCUUGUCAUGUGAUGGUAUCUGGAAAUGGCAGAGCCAGGAAAUGAUUGGAACGGUAUAUGCUGGUAACAUCGGCCUAUCGAUGGCAAUUCUUGCAGCGGGUGCUAUUCCAAGCAAAGUGAUAAGAGUCCUGCAAUUCUGGGGCAUUCGAAGCAUUUCCUCCGGAACAUAUUUUCGACACCAGUCAAAGUACCUGAACCAGGCAGUACGUAAUGUUUGGGAGGAGGAGACCAUCCAGGCACUGGCAGCUGUAGAGGACGUGGCCAAACUCUCCGGUGAUGGAAGGUGCGAUUCGCCCGGCCAUUGUGCGAAGUAUGGCUCUUACAAAUUACAUGACACAGGGAGAAACGCCAUUGUCUUUCCAUCCACUGAGGUUAAGAACUCCUACCACAUGGAGCUGGAGGGCCUGUCCCGAUGUGUCGAUGAAGUGAAAGCAUACGUCCCACAUGUUAAGAUAGAAUUAACAACUGAUGGCCACAAAUCAGUGGAGAAGUGGUUGAGAGAGGAACAAUCGGACACCAUAAAGCAUUAUUUUGAUGUGUGGCAUGUUGCUAAAGGACUGAGGAAAAGACUCAAGCCCAUAACCAUGAACAGGCGGUUUCAGCUGGUCAACAAAUGGCUGAAAAGUAUUAUCAAUCACUUGUACUGGUGUGCCAUGACCAGAAAUAACGACCAAUCAUUGAUCUUGGCCAAGUGGAGAUCAAUAGUGAACCAUAUAGCCGGCGUCCACACGCACGAAGAAAACGAACUGUUCCCCAAGUGUAUCCACAGUCGUAUUCCAAGGCAGUGGUUUAAGAAAGGAACAGAAGAAUACGACAAGGUGUGUGCUCUGCUACUCAACAAGAACCUUCUACAUUCAAUCUCAAAGCUCAGCUCGGAUGGCCAGACAUCUGGUUUGGAGGGAUACCAUAGCAGCCUUCUACACUUCGCCCAAAAGAUGUACCAUUUCGGAGACCUGUAUUCAUCCACGACCGGAAGUGUGGCAGUCACAUAGAGCUUAUCAAAAUGUCAAGUUGUGACAAUUCAUUGCUGCUGCUGAAAUUCGGGCACCAAGUCUCUUGAGCUUCAGUGGAAUGGACUUUCCCUGUGUAUUGUUCAUGGUGUGGAUUGCUGCAUGAACACGACUGCGAUAGUUUUUAAGGCCUUCCCAAGAAAGGUGCUGAAAGCAUCCUCCAUGCCGGCACUACAUCUACCGUCGCCGUCGGUUUUACAGCAAUGAACAACAUCCUGUCCCCUCCGGCGAAGUAUCUUCAGUGGGCUGACCGUGUUCUCGACCGUCGGUGCAUAGAUUAUCCCAUCCGAUCGCUCCCGCACAACAUUGUUGUAAUCCUCAUGACUGAAACGAGACCAGCUACCAUCGAUUUUCUCUGGAGGCAUUGUCCUGCUGUAGGGCGAGUGACUGUUGUGAACAUCUAGGGGAAUCGGGAAAUGGCAGAAAUUCUGACUUGGGGUCAAAACUGGCUCUCUACUAGGGCAGAGACAUGUAUUCAUCCACAGGCGGAAGUGUGGCACUGGCACAUAGUCCGUACUGAACUGUGAAGCUGUGGUAAAUACAUGACUGUGAUGGGUGAAAGUGGAUUUAUUCUUCAAUCUUUAGUGGAUUCUUAAUCUACAGAGCCAGGCCAUAACAGGGAUAUAAUUUUUGAUAAUUAAUUUAAGGAAAUAUUGUGUCAGUGGCCAGUUUAGAACUUGUAUUCUAAUAGGCCCAGUCCGCAAGUGACGAUUUGAUGGCAAUCCUGUACACAAAUCAAUUUUUCUCAGGCAAUCUGUAUUGGAAUGUUUUGAAUUUUUACUAUUAUUUUGAUAAAAGCCUCUUCAUAACACAUAUAAAAUUUGGUGGGAAUUAAAGCACCCUUGGUGUACUUUUUUCACCAACCUAUGUUCAUUAAAAUGUACACAGAAUGUACACGCUGGCUAAUAGAGGUAUCUGGACUGCAAUUUUUUUUUUGCGUCUCAGUUGUUGAAUUGAUUCAUAAAUACAGUAGUUGUCAGGUUCAUAAUAAUGUUCAGUUAUGGAUAAUUUGAUUCUUUUCUGGUAUUUUGAUUGUGUACAACUCAAAAUUUAGCAAGGGGGGAUUUGCUGUGUAUUCACUCUUUGUAAUUCGCGCCUUACGUUGGUGGCGACGUCUGUGUUAAGUUGAAUAAACCUCGUUGUAGUUUCGGUAUUGAGAAUGGAA
Messenger RNA from Lineus longissimus, 4359 nucleotides. RefSeq lists its product as uncharacterized. Bases 2100 to 3176 code for a protein of 358 amino acids. The record is from RefSeq and is a predicted model, not a curated record. The transcript is spliced from 13 exons. Lineage: Eukaryota; Metazoa; Nemertea; Pilidiophora; Heteronemertea; Lineidae.